Molecule: messenger RNA, 2550 nt
Organism: Mycena citricolor
Lineage: Eukaryota; Fungi; Basidiomycota; Agaricomycetes; Agaricales; Mycenaceae
Source: the annotation of a GenBank genome assembly
UGGGGUCGGCACGUGAGCGUGACUGCUCGAAGUGGUAGUCGAACUGAACUGGGGUGGCUACUUGCCUAUUACAGUCUUGAACUUUUGCAUGAAGCGCGACUCGGUGCAGCUCGUGUCCUAUUCGAGUUCUGAAGAUUCCGAUUCCGAAAAAUCUCCGCCAACAAAGAAAAGAAAACUUCCCACACUUGCGGCCACAUUGGCAGGCAAAACUCACGUCGACAACCCUGCUCUUCAUCAAGGUCGUAAGAGAUCAACACCCCACAUCGAUGGCCAAUAUGCCACCCACGUCUACGCGUCUGUUCCGUUAUCCCGGAGCUCUCAGCUCUUCGACGCCAUCAGCAAGAUAACUGCCAGCGCAAAGGCUCGAGUGCCGGCUCUUAAUGACUUCUUUUCCGCGCCGGAUGGCAGACGGCCUGAACUGCAUAUAUCCGUUACGCGACCCAUAUUCGUCCGGGCACAUCAGCGUGAGGAAUUGAAACGGGCGGUGAAACGAAUCGCCGACGGGACGCGACCCUUCUCCGCUUCCUUGGCGUGUAUCACCGAGCUCGUCAAUGAUGAACGCACUCGAGUCUUCCUGGCUCUCGAGAUAGGCGCCGGACAUCACGAACUUUCUGAGCUUACUGCAUCUCUCAACCCUGUUCUGCAGGCCAUCCGGCAAGAAGUAUACUAUUCUGAACCUCGUUUCCAUGCUUCUAUCGGCUGGGCCCUGCUUGACGAAAACCCACAGUCUCCACAGGCUGCUUCGGAAUAUCCCACCAUUAGGGGUUUCCCCUCCACACUGCUCGCUGACCUGGAUACAGAACACAGACUUUCGUUGUCGGCGGCUGCAGUGAAAAGUUUUGAUAUUGACGAGAUUUGCGUGAAAAUCGGUCAGGAUGUCUGCCGGUUCCGGCUGCAAUCAUGAUUUUGACCCGUGGGGUCUCGGGAAUCUGGGGAAUUCAUUCAUGUGCUGUUUAUCUUUGCCCCCUUGCGCCACAGACAUCUUUACGAGCCUCAUGUGGUGAAAUACCCGCCGGGGGCGCCGUUCUUUACCCGGAAGAGAAUUCGAUAAGAGGGAGAUGGUGCGGCCUGAGAUCCUGGGUGCAUUGUUGAUUUGUUUCAUAUCAGAGUCGCAUUUGGACGUUCAUCCGAAGAGGAAAAGAGAAUCAAGAGCGCUUGCUGUUGAUGAUGGAAUUCGACAAUGAAAGACCUGUCCUUGUUUGGCAGAUUGUGUCGGGGCGUCUAAUGUCUGAGCGUUGGCUGACAUAUUGGGAUCCGCCGGUGCACGGCAUCCGGACUCCGCUUGCAAGCUGGCUCGUUUGCCUAACUCAGUGUGCACCCGGCACGAGGCUAUUUAGAGGGGCAUGUUCAUCGAUUUGGCCUAGGACCCUGCGGCGAGACUACGAGGGCGACAUUCCGCCCACUGCCGGUUCCCUGGUCGAACAGAUUGACGACUGCGACUUGAACGUCCACUAAUCCAACAAGCUGUUCCUGGACCCACGUUCGACGGUCCAGGAUGAACAGACUUUCUACCAUCGGCCCCGCGAUACAACGGAGAACGUGGAGAACCUCCAGCUCGCUGAUCAGCCCGUUUUCAUAGCCAGUGAGCGGGCCGCACUCGAAAACGGCGCCAAGACGAUCACUUGCAGCCCGAACAAAGGUUUCCCAAUCUGUGUACACUGCAUUACUCAAUCGGCCUAACCGGCGCAUAACUGGUCGAUCGCCCGUUCCGUCAGGCUGACCAUCGAUGCUAUCGGACUCGACGUUCGCAGAGAAGCGAGAGCCGAUGAUCGCUCGCCAGACGACCUUGCGCAGGGCCAGUUCGGCGUCUGCUCGACUCUCGGGCGAACGCAUCCACUGACUUGGCAUCUGAGCGGCCAGAUGGAAGGCCGAGAUUGGCAAGGACAGACGCUCGGGUCUACAUGUGAGAUGUGUCGAGAGUGGAAAGUCUCGAGAAGCUAAAAGAUUAUAGCAGCACCCUAUGGCAAUUACUCCCAGAGGCUUCCACCAUGCGUGACCUACUCUUGUCUGCUGCAUGAAGAAGGCUCGGAGAAUGUCGGGAGUAAGCGAGCCGCAUGCGUGAAGAGCCACAAACAGCACUGGAACAGGCUCGCCAGAGCUGGGUACCUUCGAGCUCUGGAUCCAUUCGUCGACUGAGUCGCUCAGGGUCUGCGGUGUUAUAUGGAUCGUCUUCUGGGUGAUCGAUCCCACCAGGCCCGUCCGCUCUUGCCAACGCUCAGCACCCCGCGUCUGUAUUUCUGAAGAGUCGAGAGCCAGAAGCCCCAAGCGCGAGAGUGCAAUCUACACACUUGACCCGCUCCAACAUCAACGAUCCGCACUGCCGGUACGUCCAAGUUCAAGGAGCUGAGAAGAUUGGAGAUGUAGGCUACACUCUGGUGGACCUGAAAGUGACAUUUGAGAUGGCAGACGACAUAUAAUGUCAAGAACAACCUCGUGAGCUUUCUUCGGUGACAUGCCUCGUGUCGAGAGUUCGAAGGGAUCAACUUCAGUUAUGAGUAUUAUUAGGAAGAAAGCUGUAUAAUAGGAACUUCGCACCAGCGUUGAUCGGAA